Messenger RNA from Colias croceus (clouded yellow), 3944 nucleotides. RefSeq names its product endophilin-A (gene EndoA). Bases 245 to 1606 code for a protein of 453 amino acids. Gene Ontology annotation, cellular component: glutamatergic synapse; cytoplasm; presynapse. Gene Ontology annotation, biological process: synaptic vesicle uncoating. The record is from RefSeq and is a predicted model, not a curated record. The transcript is spliced from 12 exons. Lineage: Eukaryota; Metazoa; Arthropoda; Insecta; Lepidoptera; Pieridae. Gene Ontology annotation, molecular function: protein binding.
UGUUGCGUGCGUUGCCCUUGCCGUUGUAAAUUGUAAUAAUUUGUGUACUGCUGAUUGUGACUUGUAACGAUAAAAUAAGAAAUUACUGUUAAUUAAUUUUGUGUCUUAUAUAAAUUAAAUUUUUAAAAGGUUACAGGCCGGAUUUUAGUUACAAUUCAUUGAUAUAAUAUAUAUUAUGUGUGUAUGUUAAACCGUCGCAUAACUUCGAUUAAUUAUAAUUAGCAAGUAAUCUGACGACGCAAUCAUGGCUUUCGCAGGGCUCAAAAAACAGAUAAACAAAGCUAAUCAGUAUGUCACAGAAAAAAUGGGUGGUGCUGAAGGCACAAAAUUGGAUUUGGAUUUUAUGGAAAUGGAGAGAAAAACUGACGUAACAUGUGAACUAGUGGAGGAGUUACAGACGAAAACCAAAGAGUUCCUUCAGCCAAACCCAACGGCGCGUGCCAAGAUGGCUGCCGUUAAGGGUAUUAGCAAACUGAGCGGACAAGCCAAGAGCAACACCUAUCCGCAGCCUGAAGGUGUAUUAGGUGACUGUAUGCUCAUGUAUGGCAAAAAGCUGGGGGAGGACACCAUAUUUUCACAAUGCCUGAUUGAGAUGGGCGAGGCGCUCAAACAGAUGGCGGACGUGAAGUACUCACUCGACGACAACAUCAAACAGAGCUUCCUCGAGCCAUUGCACCACUUGCAGACCAAAGACCUUAAGGAAGUCAUGCAUCACCGGAAGAAAUUGCAAGGACGAAGGCUAGAUUUUGACUGCAAACGACGAAGACAAGCCAAAGGUGUCAGGAUAGGCCCUUACGCAAGUCCGAGUCAUGGAAGAGGGGACGAUGAAAUCCGUCAGGCUGAGGAGAAGUUUGCAGAGUCCCUUACGCUCGCACAGAUCGGAAUGUUCAACUUACUUGACAAUGACGUGGAACAAGUAGCGCAGCUGGCGUUUUUCGCGGAGGGUCUGUUGGAGUACCACCAGCAAUGCACUGAGAUUCUGAAGGGCUUGGUUUCCACUCUCAUGGAGAAGAAAGAGGAAGCGGUGAGCCGCCCGAAGCUGGAGUUCGUGCCGAAGACGCUCGCCGACCUGCACAUCGAGGGCAUACACGAGCUGAACCACGGUAAACGCUACGGCUCCGCGCAGAGCCUCUCGCGCCCCGCCCCCGCGCCCGCGCCCGCCCCCCUCACCUCCUCCCUCGCGGACCUGUCCGCGCUGGACCGCGCCUGGGACUCCCCCCGCAACCCGAACGAAUCCCCCCGCGACCACACGCCCCGCCCCCCGCAGAGCCUGUACCCCCGCGCCCCCCACGCCCCGCACCCCCGCGCCGCGUUCAAGCCGCACCCCGCGCCGAGGACGAACGGACGCGACCCGUGGACAGCGUCCCCGCUGCCGUCGCCCGUGAAGUCGCCCGCGCGGACGCCGAGCGUGCAGCAGAAGCCGUGCUGUACGGCGCUGUACGACUUCGACCCGGAGAACCAGGGCGAGCUGGGAUUCAAGGAAAACGAUAUCAUAACGCUGAUCAACAAGGUGGACGACAACUGGUUCGAAGGCAGUCUGAACGGCAAGACGGGCUACUUCCCCAUCAGCUACGUGCAGGUGAACGUGCCCCUUCCCAACAUGUAAACUCACAAGCUUCACGUUGCAACACACACCAUUCCGCUAUAGUACUUACACGACCUGUGUGGGUGUACCUUCAAUGCAAAUAAAAUAUAAUACAACAGGCUACAAAAAGUUCUCAAAUUACGUGCAUCUGCCAAUCCCACACGCAUCGUGCACGCACUAUAGCCGUAAAUUAUAAUAUCACUAUUAUUGGCUUUUACACUAAUAAUAAAUUGUAUUCGGUAUAUUGUAAUUUAUGUUGUUCCCGAAUAUGUAGCGAGUAUAAGUACAAUAACACGUUUGUAGCGAUAUGAAAUGUAUGUGAAAUGGCAUUAUACCAAAGAAUUUCGUUUUUAAAAUAUGUUAUCCGUAAACUAAUGUCAGGACGUUUUUUGAUUAGUCUGCUAUGAAUAAAUACAAAUAGUUAUUUCAGUUAUGUAAAAAAAUAUGAAUGGCUGUGUUGCAAUACUCAAAUUUCAUGUCUCAGUAUUAUAUUACAUUAGACGAUUAAUUAUUUCAAAUAAAUUGUGUCAAAAGCUCAAUGGUUUAAAUGAGAAUUGUGUUUUCAUCGUGAUACUAUUUUGGGUCCGGUCUUCCAUUUUGUUUACAUCCAUAUUUUCAAUGCAUUUUGUGCGAGCUGGUAAACAUUUAUGCCAAACCCAACGAACUUUGUUUUCAACUUUUAACUUGACCGAGCUUAAAUUUAAUUUAUAUUUUACGUUGAAUUUAAGCUCUGAAAGUUAAAAAAUGUUAUAUUUUUUGUAAAUUUAGUUUUAGUUUAAAUUAUCAGUAAGUUAUCUUAUAGAUUAGUAUAUUGUAAAAUAAUCGAUUUAUUUUCUUUGUUAUGUUAAUGGACAUGGAAUAAAAAAUGCAUAAUAUUUCUCUGUUUAGUUUCUUAAUUAAAGAUUCAGAGUAUUUAAAUUAUUUCCAUUCCAAAACGUAUAUUAUAACAAGGAACCUGUUUUUUUUAGGCUUAUACAAUAACAAGGCAACUUUUGUAGAUAUUGCUUCGGCUCUUUAUGAUAUUUUAUGUAUGAUUUCCAUAAGUGAUAUUUUUGUUUAGUUUAGAAAAUAAUAUUUGAAAAAAAAAAUAGUAUUCCAUAUAUACAUAGUUUUAAUUUGGUAACAGACUUCUCUCCAUUUAAUAUAGAUGUCACGUAUUAGUAUUGUAUACUAGGUUUGAGAUUAGACAUAGUUAUAUCUUGCGGGUAACAGAGAUAACUGAUAAUUUAUCAGAGUGGAGAAUGUAUACAAUGUAUGUUAUACACAAAGCAUUAUGGGGACGUAAGAGUUGUUGAAUCUUGCCAAAUGUUUGUGGCUACUUGGUGUUUGAUGUAUUAUGGCAAAUUAUAUUAUUAUGACAUGAAGUUAUUGUGAUAAUAUUAGUAAUCAUGCAUUUUACGCUGUGUCGUGUACGGUCAAUUUUUUUAACGUCUAUUACCUACAGUUUUUAUUUCAUGACAUAAAUAUAUUUAAAUUAUUGUAAAUCAUAUAUACAGAAGAUUUUUAAUUUUACUUAUUAGAAAUCUGUUUAGAAAUCCAUAUGUGGCCUCUAUUUAAUAGUUGUUGAAUAUACUUUAUGCAUGCACGUUAAAGUAAGAUACAAAUCAAGUUUCACGACAUUUAUUGAUGUUAAAGUAAUGUUAAACGUACUCGUAUUUGUAUUUCAUUCAUUGAGCUCAUUUCAUUCGUACAUAAUAUUGACCCCAUUGAUCAUGUUUCUGGCAUAUAAAAGACAAUACCUAGAUCUAAUGUUAGGUGUAUGUAAGUUCAUAUAAAUGAUAAUCGUUCUAUCUUCAAGUGUCUAUUAUUAUAAGUAUUUUGAGCAAAUAAUAAAUUACUAUUGGUGUUAAAAUAUGUAAUGUUUCGAUGUAAUAUGACGACGGGUCUCAGCACAUUUACACUUGCCCGUCUUCAAUGUGUCUUUCAAUGUUUCUUCUUGUGAAAUAUGAACGCUCAUAUCGUUGAUCCUUCCACGAAGUGGGUUUAUUGUUGUUAUGUAUUUAUUAUAUUACCCUAACGUAACUCUUAAAAUCAAACUUCUUUGAAUAGUAUGAUUGUAUGUUUAAUGUUACCGAAAUCCGAAAUGAACUGGGUGUCUAAAGUGAACGAAUAGAACCAUUAAAAACUGGAUGUACUGUAUAGUGUCUAUGGUGUUAUGCUAACACUACAUUCAUAAACUCAACGGUGCGAGUAAAUAUAUGUUUCGUAAAUGUAUUCUUGUUCAUGUUACUGUAAUCUUAAAAAUCUAUGUACUGUAAUUGAUAGAUAAACUUGACAAUUUAUGAGAUAUUUGUUUAUAUUAAAAAAAUAUCCUGAACUUAUUGCUCGUUUCGCCUCCUAAUAAAAUGUUAACAAUUAC